ACGCAGCGCCGUCAACCCAAAACAACCAACGACACGGAUCAACUCACGACAGUCAUAAAAAGUAUUCAGGAGUUUUAUUUAUUUUUUCCCCCAAACUCGACACACAGCGCGGAGUUUGAAGCGGUUUGUUUUGUCGAAUCGUCUUCUGGAUUCCCGUGUCCCAUCUCCGAGCUUAACGCCAAUUUAUCAACCAACAUCGAGAGAGAACAUAUUAUUGACCAAUCGGGUGCAUCGGAUCUCGACCAAUCGACCAAUCACGCGUCUUCGCUUUCGACUCAUCGACCAGUCACGUGCCGUUCUGUAACCGUCGCAACGUAGAAUUGGAAACUUGAAUUUUUGAAACAAAUGACAAUUUUUUUUUUUGUUAACGUGUGCUUGAAAUUUCUACCUCUUCUACAUACUUUUUUUUUUUUAAAUUGAUUUGUUGUCGUCUUCACAUUAAAAUAGCAAGUUCAUUCCAUCGAUCAGUGGCAAUGGAUUACAACUUUUGAAAUUUUUUUGAAUGAAAAAUUUUGAAUGGAUAAGUUCAUUUUUUCUUCAUUUGACUUGCUGUAUUUUGUAAAAUUUUUUGAUUAAUAUUAUACUUUUUUUUGUAAUAUCAGUAGUUUUUUUCCGAUAGUUUUGCAUAGUUUUUCAUAAUGGCCGCCCAGGACUUGAUACAGGACGAUGGCGAUGUGCGCAUUCACGUGGAAGCCAACGUCACUACAGUGGACUCUCCCUCCCACUCCCCGGCACAUCUCGCCAACGGCAUUGCGGACGCCAACGCGAACACCGUCAAAGAUGAGGAAAACGACGAGGAGGACAGUAAAAUCUGCCGUUUUCUGAAAGAGAAACGCCUCAUCCAAACUCUGAGCAAAGGACUCAAGCGCCACUGCGACUACAUUAAAAUCACGCUUCCAGAUGAUCGUGGUAAACGCCUGCCGAAAGAGUGGUGGAAAACGGGCGUGGCUUUUCUGUACGCCGUGUUUAACCUGGUGUUUACGACGGUGGUGAUAACGGUGGUUCACGAGAGGGUCCCUGAUAAAUCUCUGAACCCGCCGUUGCCAGAUAAGUUCUUUGAUUACAUCGAUCGUGUGCCGUGGGCCUUCACCGUGACAGAGGUGAACGGGCUGAUCCUGGUGGGACUGUGGUUUGUCCAGUGGCUCUUCCUCAAACACAAGGCGAUCGUGGGCCGACGCUGCUUCUUCCUGAUCGGGACCCUGUACAUGUACCGCUGUAUCACCAUGUACGUCACCACCCUGCCAGUCCCAGGCAAACACAUGGUCUGCGCGCCCAAGCUUUACAAUGACUCCACAGGGAAGAUCUGGAGAAUUCUGCGACUGAUCUCAGGAGGAGGUUUGUCGAUGACGGGCUCUCACUUGAUGUGUGGGGACUUCCUGUACAGCGGACACACUGUGAUGCUCACGCUGUCCUACCUCUUCAUCAAAGAGUACUCUCCUCGCUGGAUGUGGUGGUACCAUGGGGCCUGUUGGAUCCUCAGCGUGUCUGGGGUUUUCUGUAUCCUGGUGGGACAUGAGCACUACAGCGUCGACGUCGUGGUCGCCUACUACAUCACCACACGCCUCUUCUGGUGGUACCACACUUUGGCCAACACUCACUUACUGCGUCGAGCCCCGAGCAACUUCCUGUCUAGAACUUGGUGGAAUCCGAUCUUUAACUUUUUGGAGAAAAAUGUCCAGACAGUUGUUCCCAUAGAGUUCUCAUGGCCCAUAAAUCUGCCUUCUUGUCGACAGAGAUACAAGAUGGUGGAAGGAGGCCGGGACGAAUGACUUGUCAAUCAAAAAACAAAAAGCUACGGCUACACUGCCAAAAGUGUCUCAACCAUCAAUAAUUCUGAGAUUCUGAAGUUUCACUGAAGGAUGUUUCACAACACCAACUUAAUCUUAUUGGGUCUUCUACACUACAGGUGUUAUAGUUAAAUUAUCCACCGAACGUGCACUCUUCCAGUGAUCUGCAGGCUUUCCUCUACACAGAUCUGACUUGUAAUUUGGUUGGGUGGUAUUACCUUGUCUCCAUUUAAUGCCAUGCUGUGGAAUAAUGCUUUGUAGAGACAGACAGCUCCACAACCAAAAAAGUUUCAUAGUGCAGAAUUAGGUUUUGUAGAUGUUUAUUUUAUUUUAUUUUUUCAGUGUAAAAACAAAAUAUAUAUUUAAAAUCUGUUAUUUAAUGAAGGAUUUCUCAAGGCAUUCUCAAGAAGUUUACUGACAAUGCAAAGUUACUGAUUCUUAUUAACAUCCUUGUACAUUUAUGGAGCCGUCCACCAACUCUGACAAAAUUUAUGGUUUGGUACGUAACUUUGUGCUGUAUUGUUAAUGGACUAAACCAAGACUAAACCAAGACUGAAGCAGGACUAAACCAAAACUGAACCAGGUCUGAUCCAAGACUGAACCAGGACUGUCAAUAGUUCCUGAUGGUAUCUGGUCUACUUGAACUCAUCCUCCUGCCAGUGUAUUGGGACAAGACAGACAAGAAGAAAUCACUUGGAAUUUUGGCUACACUUAUUAUUCUUUAAAAAAAAUCUUGCAUCUCUACAUUUAAGAAAUUGAAGCAUAACUUAGGAACUGUACAGGAACUCUACCUGAUUUUUACAGUCUCAAAAACAUGAAAAACUGAACUAGUUUGCAGUGGUCAAGAGUUCUUCCUCACUUUCCUUACGCAUUAAGAGCAUCCUAAAUAUUCACCACAAUGAGUUUAUAAGUGCUUUUCACAGCUUUCAGAGACAACGGCCAUGCAAAAUCUAGCCGCAACUAGCAUGCAAACCACAAUCUUCCUGAUUAUUGAACUACAAAACACUUUUCUUUAUUAUUAUGAGCUGCAGAUCGCACACAGCAGAUUUAUUUUGACCUCAAGAGGUGCUUAUACAAUAUAUCUGUACUAGGCAAAGACACAUUUUGCUCAAAUACAAAGUAAAAUAAAUAAAAAUGAAUAUUAAAUCAGGCGCAGUGCCUUUAAAUUACACUGGAGUAUCUUGAAUAUUGAAUUCUUGUUGCUUCAUUUGAGAAUAAGAUGACAAGAAGAGAACUGUGGACUGUUAACUUACAAAGCACAAGUCCAUAAUUUAAAAUGUAUGUGUGUUAUGCUAUAAGUGCUAUAAGUAUCAUAUUGUUUUUGUAUGUUCAUUCUACUGAAUCGUUUCGAUUCAAAUUCCAUAUUUUUGGUGGAGUAGAGGUUGAAAGAGGACCAAGUCUCCAAUUGAAACAGCUCCAUCAAUUCGCUAUUCUCUUUCAGUUUUCGCUUAUUUAAUUUUAAAGGGACAGUUCAGAAUUUUGGACAUAGGGGCUCAUUUCCUAGUGAGCCAGAGUACUGUAGACGUGUGGAGACACUU
Molecule: messenger RNA, 3325 nt
Organism: Boleophthalmus pectinirostris (great blue-spotted mudskipper)
Lineage: Eukaryota; Metazoa; Chordata; Actinopteri; Gobiiformes; Gobiidae
Product: phosphatidylcholine:ceramide cholinephosphotransferase 2-like
Exons: 7
Coding region: 639-1769 (376 amino acids)
Biological process (GO): sphingomyelin biosynthetic process; ceramide biosynthetic process
Cellular component (GO): Golgi membrane; endoplasmic reticulum membrane
Molecular function (GO): ceramide cholinephosphotransferase activity; sphingomyelin synthase activity
Source: RefSeq, a predicted model, not a curated record